GCCCGCAGAAAAACCCAAGAAACGCCAUAUCCAACCACACCCUUCCGUCGGAGACAGGGAGGCAGCAUUGGAUAUGUCGCAGAGCGGGAGUGGGAGUGUGGACCUCAACCUGCCGGAGGAGGUCCUGGCGGUGAUUCCGACGGACCCUUAUGAGCAGCUGGAUCUGGCGCGUAAGAUCACCUCCAUGGCAAUCGCCUCCAGGGUGUCGAAUCUUGAGGCGGAAAUGGGGAAGAUGCGGCAAAAGGUUUACGAGAAAGAUCGUAUUAUUUACGAUUUGGAGGAGAAGGUCUCUCGCUUGCAGCAGGCGUACCAUGAGUCCGAGUCUAGAUACAAGAUUACUCUCGACGAGAAUAUGAAGCUUUCAAAGGAGCGAGAUUCAUUAGCAUUGACAGCCAAGAAGCUCAACCGUGAUUUGUCUAAGUUGGAGACUUUUAAGAGACAACUCAUGCAGUCAUUAAGUGAUGAAAAUGCAUCUCCUGCUGAAACUGUUGAUAUUGGCACCUGUGACCAGGCAGUCCCUAAAGCCUAUCCUGAUAAGGAUGAAGGAAUAAAUGGCUACACUUUACAUUCUUCCAAUGGCUCCACAGACAUGGCAAGGACAACUGAUGAAGUGUCAACACAUGCUGUGCAAAGAUUUUCUUUGACUCCAUACAUCACCCCACGGCAUACUCCUACUGGAACUCCAAAAAUUAUUUCAACAACUGGGUCCCCUGGAGGUUAUUCUGCUGCUGGCUCUCCACAGAGAACCUCCGGUUCAACAUCUCCCUUAAAGCCCCAUUAUGAUGGGCGGGCUUCACUCUCUUCAUGGUACCCAUCAAGCCAGCAGUCAUCAGCAGCAAACUCUCCUCCUCGUGGACGUUCUCUGCCAGGGCGGACUCCUCGGAUUGAUGGGAAAGAAUUUUUUCGUCAGGCCAGGAGUCGCCUAUCAUAUGAACAGUUCAGUGCUUUUCUGGCUAAUAUCAAGGAACUAAAUGCACAAAAGCAAACCCGAGAGGAAACUUUGAGGAAGGCAGAAGAGAUAUUUGGGACAGACAACAAAGAUUUAUUCCUAUCAUUUCAAGGACUGCUGAAUCGCAACAUUCACUGAUUGUUCUCUUCUUGAGAUGAUAUACAGUUUUGGGUUGUUGCUCAAACGAGUCCCUGGUUGCUCUCAGCUGAUGAUGAGUUUCCCCUUAUCAGAUGAUUUGCGGAAGAGUAACCAACAUAAACUUUUGGUCUAUCUUUCAGCAAAUUAGACUAGGGAGAUAUAGGUUUUGUUGUCUUGGAUUCAUGGAGCUAAGCUGUGUAAAUAAAUUUCCCUGAUUUUCCCAUCAACUUUUAAAAGAGUACUACUUAACAUUAUCCUCCCAAGAUUUUGACAUCUUCAAUUUCCGUGUAAAGAUUGAAUUUUCUUGAAUGCAACACAUUGCUUUCUUGCUCCUUGGAUGUGAUGGUCUGCUUAUAUACAGUGUUAGCUUCAUUUGAUUUUACAUUCUCUUUUUUUAUGGUAGGCAUAUUUUAAUGUUAA
Molecule: messenger RNA, 1507 nt
Organism: Rubroshorea leprosula
Lineage: Eukaryota; Viridiplantae; Streptophyta; Magnoliopsida; Malvales; Dipterocarpaceae
Source: the annotation of a GenBank genome assembly